This is a messenger RNA of Chara braunii, 919 nucleotides long. Lineage: Eukaryota; Viridiplantae; Streptophyta; Charophyceae; Charales; Characeae. The record is from the annotation of a GenBank genome assembly.
GCCUUCAUCGGCCACGUGGUAGGAGGGACUGAAGCUCUAUCCACAUGGCACCGCGGGGCACGACAGGAAAGGAAGGAAGAAAUAGCGGUCCUGGCGAGGGGGGGGAAGGCCAGAAAGGUCAAGGCCACGUGCCCAAAUCGAAAAGGCUGCGCGUUGAUGAGGCGAGCUCGGAGAACGAUGACGACUUCCAAUCAGAGGCAGCUGUGGUGGUGGAUGAGGAAGGGACGCCGGGGGGCCAGCGAUUGGGUUUUGGGCGGGACAGGGUGUCGAGGGAUCAACUGGCUGCUAUCAGACAAGCCGUCGUUGGUGGUGUUGCCGGAGCGUCGCCUAGGACACACAAAGCGCAGAGGCAAGUUGCGGGGGUGGGUGAGGCGACGCCGCGACAGCAAGCGGCGUUCGCGCACCGAUCGUGGCAGUCGGACAGCCGCGGGAGAUCAUCACACUUCUGCAAGCGGAGUCACGGAAGCUUGAAGGUGUGGGAGAGGGGAGGGUCGAUGAUAAGCGCCGCAAAGGUGGUAAAAGAGAUGGACAACGGGAAGGCGAUGAUGAUGACGACCGACCCCUUGCAGGUUAAUCUGGAGGAGAGGUCGAGGUUGUGGGUUGAUUCCGACGCUUUUUGGGGUCAAGGCCCUAGAAAACCGUUGAGGGAGGCGAUUGGCGACUGUGCCGACUACUUCGUUGCUGUCGCCAACGGAGACGCAGGAGCCGAACCACCGUCCAUGAUCAUCAUGCCGCCGAACGAUUUGCCACGCUUCAAGAUCGACGAUCCGGCGCAGCGUGAACCGGCUUUGCGCAGAGCAUGCAUCGUGGAGAAACUGGUAAAUUAAAUGCGCACCAUCCACAGUUGGAUCUUCAAAUCGUCGUCGAGGUCGAAUGACUUCGCUUGUGCAGAGUCGUACAUCACCGUUGACUACAAUAC